GACGAUUUGUGUAUAUCGAACGAGCCGCUCGCUGUUAUGAUCUAAUGGUCCCGUGCGAGGAAUCAGUCGUAACGUGUUACUUGCAUCGGUAACUUCGAUUCCGAAAAUUCCAUCGAUAAGUUAAAAUAAAACCGAUUGGAGACAAGUGGAAAAAAGAGUGAACAUUUCUUCGUGACGAUCGCUUAUCACGACCAAAUCGUGCGUUUAAUUAGUACGAUCGAAUUUGUUCCUGUUUCUUUUCCUCUCCAAAUUUGCGAAGCAAUCAACGGAAAUUCUUCCACAAAAAAAAACCAACCCAACCCACAUGAAUACACUCUUUGCGGCCGUAUUCCGUCAAAUAAAUUCUAUUCGGAAUGUGCAAAAUAAAUGUGAGUAUUUCGUGCAAAAGUCAAUGAAUGAAGCAGUUUCCACCUGACGAUUUGGAACUGUUUUGGAUUUUUUGUUUGAAAACAAUACUGAACCACGUGAAUCAAGUGUUAGAUCGCUGAAUGUGAAUGAAAACAAAUUACUGUGGCAAUUAGUGGAAUUGGAUUGAGAAAAAUAGUCGAGCAGCUAGUGUGUGUGUGUAUUUGGAGUGUACGGUGCAUUGAAUCAAGCAAGACGCAUUAAUUGCUCUGUGAAACGAACCAGAUUGUCAAUCAGCCAGCAGGCGUGGUGCAAUCGAAGCAGUUAGACCACAAUUUAAUCCAUUGCACCUCAUGCCAUUUGAUCACAUUUUAUGUGUGUGAGUUUUUUUCUCUUCGUUGCUUUCAAUUCAUCGAAAUUCGCGUGACUUAAGUGUGAUAGAAAGAAAAAAACGAAUACCGAGAAAAAAAGGUUUUCGUUUGGGAUUAAAACGUUCCACCCACAUAAUAAUUGGUUUAUCGUGGAAUGUGCCAGUGAAAUGGAAAGAAAAAAUCCAGUUGCAGAAGGUCCCAACGUCUCGCUGCACACAGAAGAUUAAUACCGAAAUUAUAAUCAACCUGUGACUGAAUUUAUUUCGCUGUGAAGUGAUUAAUGUGUUGGCUUUUGCCGUAAUUUUUUCCGCUUUACUUGUGGCCGAAGAAAAAACAGCAGCAGCAGCAGCAAAACGAAGUGGAAAAUAUCUUGAGCGUAUUUUUACGACUUAAUCAGUGAAUUUUUGUGUUUGCUUUACACUUUCGGGUGUGUGUGUGUGUAUAUAUAUGUGUGGAUUACUGUCAACUUUUGGGCUGAUACAAACAGGUCAUUUUCUGUUGAUCGCACGUGAGGAAGGUCAUGGUACUUUAGGUAAAAUAAAGUAUCACUCUAUAGACUAAAUUACUGUCAUUGGCAAAUUCUUGGCAUUGUCACUGUCACCGCCACCGUCCAGUAACGGCUGUGAGAUUUUUAUCAACAAACAACAAACACAUCAACGACGACGAAACGAAAAAUAACAAAAACAUGAUCGAAGUGCCAUCACCAGCUGAUAAAAAUUGCAAUGUGUUGGCCGUGCAGGCAUACACUGGACUACAUUUGGAAGCACCAACACGGGAUGUGAUUGAAAUCGAUGGCGAUGCCGAACCAGUUACCAAGGAAGAAGAAGUAGUGACGAAGAAGAAGACCGAACUAACAACGACGAGGCAGAUUGAGACGCGAGUAAAACGGCAAAUAGUAUUAGAAGAUGGGAAAGUGGUCGAAGACUCGGGACCAAUCGUUGAAACGAAUACCACCGAAGACACAAACAAGCAAGAAAGUGAAUCGGUUGAGCGUUUAAAACCAGGUGAAGAUGAUGUGGAUGGGCCGAAAGCAAUUGAGCACUUUCCAUCGGAUAAGGAUAAAACGAUAGUCGAGUAUGUUGACGAGUACGGUAUUGAUAAAAGUGCGCCCACGGUGUUGGCUCCACGCGCUGAUGGUCUUGUGCGUGAAAUGAAAACCAAAAAAGUCAUUUCGCGUGAAGAGAUCCAAGAACGUACCGAAACUGAAGAUGUUAAGCAUCUGGGAGACUUCUCAGACAAGGCAUACGUCUACGCAAUUAACAGCGGCGUUGAGAACAUUCAGGAAGCUUUACUGUCGCCGGAAGCACAAAAACAGCUAAUCCCAACGGGGCCCCGGCUCGUUCAUCAUUCGACCAAGGCACGAAAAACCAUCGAUACCGAAGACACUGAUUUAAAAUAUUCCGCACAACCGGAUGGUACGCUCGUAACGGAGAAAAAACAAACAACCGAACACGAAGAAUUCCACGACAACGAAUUGCCUGAAGACGAAGACGAUCAUUCGGUUGGCAAUCGAGAGCGCAUCGAACAAACGGAAUCAUCGCAAAGAUUCUCAAAGCGUCGUGAUGAACAAGAAGUAGAGUAUGUGGCUGAUGGUAAAACAAUCGGAAAAGAAAUGAGAUACCUAGCUGAAACUGAAGAUGUCGAACGAGACGGUCCACAAGAGACGGCAUCCGAUUGGGAUAGCUUAUCGGAUCGUGUGCGUAAAGCGCGUCGACAACAGAAAACAUUGUUGCAACAACAUCGAGAAGCGUUUUUGGAGCGUGAGCGCAAGGAGCGUGCAAUUGAUUUCGAGAAGGAAGAAGAGACUCGCAAGGAUGAGACCAUCAAGUGGCUGGAGAGUCAUUUCGGUAGUGAAGGACGAUCGCCCGAUUCAACUGAAGAAGAAACUGAGAAAAAGGAAUCAUUUUUCAAUGUCACCAUCAAAUCGAAUCACCCAUCACCCGUAUCGGCCGAGGAGCCACUGCCCACUUUAAGCAAUGGUGUCUAUCACUCAAACAUCAAGCCGAAAGAAGCACCAAAACCGCAAAAGUACUUUCAAGGCAUAACUGGGUGGUCGGAGCGCAAAGAAACAACACCACGCAAAUUCUCCACGAAAACAUUCCAAGAUGAACUGAAAGGCACACUCGAACGUAAUCGUUUACGUCAUGUAUCCUCACGUGAAGAUUCAGUUUCACCACGGUAUAAAGAAGAAAUUGUGAAAUCGGACGAUGAUACACGCCAAAAGAAUAUCAAAACGGACAUUCAAUAUGGUUCUCGCGGCGAUCUUAAGACACAAAAAGAAGACUUGGGCUACAUGAGCGGCUCACGUACUGACAUCCGACCACGGCACGAUUCGAAAGAAGAUCUCUAUGCCAAAUCGAAGAAACAACAGACCAGCUAUUUGCAUCGCGAAGAUUCCGGUUAUGUCAAAGGUUCAACCGAAGACGUGCGUUACAUCCGAAAUGCGCCGGUGCGCGAGGACUCGUUCAUCCGGGACAGUCGGGACAGUGGUGAAGAGGAAAAACUCUACAAAGAUCCGAACAAAUACAACACAUCGGCCAUUCAACGUGAUGAUUCAGCGUACGUAUCAUCAUCGACCUACUUCACGGAGCCUCGAUCACCAAAAACGGUGCCAUUAUGCACACCAGACAGUGGCAUUCGAAUGCCAUCACCGGAAACCUAUGAUGCCGACCUAGUUCGACCGACAGUGCCACAGCGAAAGCGCGAAAAGAAAAUGCGAAUCAUUGAAACAUCACGAGAAUUUGAGCCAACCCAUCGAGAACCAGCACCUGAUUACUCGCCACCAAAUCGUAGCCGAUCAAUUUCACCGGUUCCAUCGCCGACAACCGGACGCUAUCGCAGCAAUCCGAAAAAAAUGUAUCAAAAAACGCGAUUCGCUUCGUCAUCGGAACUUUCGCGACCCAUUUCAACGCAAACAAUCGAAACGCAAACAACACCAAUCAAAAAGAAUACGGUGGGUGCCACAAUCAGCAAUUCAAUACGUAAAUUAGUCGGUAAACUACGGUCGGCCAGUGUGGACCGAAAACAGAAAUCGAAAGCGAAACGCUCAUUGUCACCACAAAAUAGCAAACAAUCGACAAAGCAGACAACGCACCACCAACAACAGCAACCAUUCGGUCGUGUGAAUGGCGGCGGUUCAACGUAUCAGCAGUAUAAUGUGAUCGACAAUCACAUUGGGCAACAACCGUCGUUGUCGACAGCGCCACCGUCAAGUAAUCGUGAAUCGAGCAUUGUGAGCAGCAGACGUGAUCAACAUCAUCGCAUAAUCGAUCGUAGCAGAGACUUAUCGGACAAUAAUACAAUGGCAACGGCAUCGGCAGCAGUGGACAAACCCAAAUACUAUUUGGGCGAAGAUCCGUAUCUAAGUAUUUACGGCAAAGAGAACAAAUACGAUGGCACACAACGGGCACAGCGAUAUCAAUCAAGACGCCAACGUUCAGAAGAUGUCGAUGUCUACAGUCCGAACAGACACCAGUCGUCGAAUACGUUGGGUCGGCUCAGUAAGAGCACCAAUCGAUUGCAGACAUCUCCAUCACAUUUGGACUAUGAUUAUCGCAGUGCACAGACGUUGCCACGUAAAUUGGAACACAAGCCGAUGCAUUCGUCGGCAAUUAACAUUGCCAUUGUGAAUAAUGUACGACCAUCGACGGCACAGUCAUCGUCACAAGGACCAGCAAAACCGGCUCGCACAUACAAAUCGAUCAACCGAAGCAAGAGUUUCAAUGUGCACGGUUUGAAUGGCACAAAUAAUCCUAGUCCGAUUUACAUGGAAAAAUUGAAACGCAACGUUAGCCAUCACUAUCGAUCGAAUCCGCAUUUGAAUGAGGAAAAAUCAGCAUUGCGCAGUCCGUCCAUCGUGAAUUUGAUCAGCCGUAGCCAACGUGAUUUGAGUAAAAUCGAUGAAAAUGGUUUCGGUAGCAGCAAUCCGAUCAGUGGCAGCACUUAUGAUGUACGACGCAAUGGAUAUCAACGUCAUCAUUCGCCCGUUCAUUACUCAAAGAAUAUUCCGGUCGAUCGACGAGCACAUUCCCUUUUGCGCACCACAUCCGAUAAUUAUCGCACCGAAAUGGACUCACCACUUCGUAACGGGCAUUAUAAAUACGGCUUAGAACGGAAUUUGCAACGUGAACGCGAAUCCUCGUUGGGCUCCCGGUCACCGCUUACGAUCAACAAAGACACAGCUGCCAUAAUACGUCGCAAUAGCUCGAGCACCGAAGACUAUUCGGAGACAUACAAAACCACAACUCGAUCCGAAGAUCCAUAUCGUCCGAGCGUUACAAACACUGUACAUAAUUUCACGAAAAAAACAAAUCCAGCAAAAAAUGGACGCGGCCCCGAAACGGUCGAAACAUCUGAACGCAAAUCCGUAACAACUAGUCGAUACCGAAACGGCAGCGGUGGUGGUGGUGAUGCAUAUUCAAAUAAUCUGCGGUAUGUGCCCGAUCGUGAGAUGCGAAAGAAUUCGGGUAGUCCUGUAGUCAUUGAAGUGCGCAGAAAAUAAAAAGCGCAGACAAUGAAAAAAAAAGAGAAUCGUUUUUCGUUGAAAAUAUGCAAUUUGGAACACAAAGUGAAUGAAAUUCAUGUGACAAAAAAAAAAACAACAAUUUUAUUUCGUUUUUCUAAUAAAAACUUUAAUUUAAAAGACAAAAAACUACAAAAUUCCUCACACAUACAAACACACGCGUCUAAUACUUCGGGAAUCGGCUUUGAGUUCAUUUGGUGCAAUUCCAAAUAAAUGUUCAAAAGUCAUUUCCUACUUCUUCUUUAUCAACUUCUUCUUGUUUCGUCCACACAAUGUUUCAAUUGUGUGUUCGUCUCUAUUUUUUUGUACGUUUAAUUUUAAAUGAAUUUUCAUACACUAAUUUUAACAUAAUUCUUUGUUUGUUUGAUCUUGUUGCAUGUGCGGUGGCGGCGGCACGCCACGGAAAAAUGUGUCUAAUUAGCAAAAAAUGAAAACAAAUCGCAAAAACCCACAAAUGGACAAAACGGAAGUGAACAUACAUCGAUUUUCGUGUAAAGGUGGUUUUUUUUUCUUGUUCGUUCUUAUUUUGGUGUUACAUGUAGCGAGACAACAUUUUGAUUGCGAAUGGAUAUAAAUAUUUUGUUUAGGGAAAUGAGUCAAUCGGUAAAGCAUCCGCAGAGGAUUAUCGGAAUGUUAAAUAGAAGCACAAACAGAAGCAUGAAAUAGCCACAACAAUUAUACAAAGACUUUAAUACGCUUGCUACUACUUCAAUAUUCUCUCUCCAUAAAUGGUGUUCCCAUAAGGAAUGACUUUUAAUUUUUGACAAACAAACAAACAACAAAAAACAAAUAUAAUGGAAACAGAACCAAUCCAGCGUAAUUUGUAAUGUUAUUUAAAGUAAUUCACGCGUUUAUUAUUAUGUAUUAACAAUCGCAUUAAUUGUGCGAACAACACAGACAAAUAAUUCUAAUGCUCCACUGUAAAGUACACAUACACACGACACACAAAUUGUGACACAAUAAAAAAAAUCACUGAAGAAAUCAAUCGCCCAUGUAAAUUGACUCGUCUGUUUAUAUUUUUUUAUAUUUCGGACACAUUUUUUUUCUCCUCUCGUUUUUUAUUGUAUUAAUUUUGACUAAUAAUUAUGGCAGAAAUAUUUCAUGUCUUUUUUUUCUAAAACUGAGUAACAACAAUAUUUUGUAUUGCAAUUAAGUGUAUCGAUAAAUCGUAACAUUAAAAUUCAGUUAUUAAGAGAGAAAAAACACACGCA
Messenger RNA from Sitodiplosis mosellana (orange wheat blossom midge), 6449 nucleotides. RefSeq lists its product as uncharacterized. NCBI's taxonomy places the organism in Eukaryota, Metazoa, Arthropoda, Insecta, Diptera, Cecidomyiidae. The transcript has 10 exons. The coding region runs from base 1402 to 5217 and encodes 1271 amino acids. The record is from RefSeq and is a predicted model, not a curated record.